Messenger RNA from Tribolium madens (black flour beetle), 1089 nucleotides. Its product is annotated as nucleoside diphosphate kinase homolog 5-like. The transcript is spliced from 4 exons. Gene Ontology annotation, biological process: negative regulation of oxidative stress-induced intrinsic apoptotic signaling pathway. Bases 65 to 937 code for a protein of 290 amino acids. The record is from RefSeq and is a predicted model, not a curated record. NCBI's taxonomy places the organism in Eukaryota, Metazoa, Arthropoda, Insecta, Coleoptera, Tenebrionidae.
UGACAAAGUCAACUAAACUUUCAGACGUUUCAGUCGUCAAAAAUUGACACAAUAAAUCCACAACAUGGCCCACGACCACGACAAAGAUCAAGGAAAUAUCAGUCCGACAACAUCCGACUCGAGUUUAAGAUUACCAACCAAAGUUCCAAGCAAUGCUACUGAUGAUGCAUGGGCAAACCAAGACACGAUUCAUUAUUUAUCUCCCGUCACAACGGCGCGAACCCUGUGUGAGGGAGAUUUCGAUUAUGGGGCUUUUGCGCCCUUUUAUGGCAAAAUGAGUUUGCCGCCGUAUUCCACCGAGUCUUCGUUGUCGUGUGAAGAAGCGCGGUUGCAAAGAACGGUGGCGAUUAUCAAACCGGAAGCAAUGGUUUAUAAGGAUGUUGUGCUGAAAGCUAUCGCUGAUAAAGGCUUCAGUAUUGUCAAUCAACGAACGCUGCACUUAACGCCUGAACAAGUGGCUGAAAUUUAUGAACAACACUAUGGGUGUCCUUCGUUCCCGAAUAUGGUAGUGUCGAUGAGUCUGGGGCCGUGUUUGGUGCUGUCCUUGGCGGGUAUGAAUUCGAUCGAAAAAUGGAAAUCGUUGGUAGGCCCAUAUAAAACCCUCCAAGCUGAGUGGUUUUUACCACUGAAUGUGAGGAAGAGGUUUGAGGUGCAUGUGGAUAUUCCUGAUGCCUUGCAUGCCUCCGAAAACGCCAAGGAUGCUACCAGAGAAAAUAGAUAUUUUUAUCCUGACAGUAUUUUGGAACCCAUCAUUUGCGACCAGUACAAAGUGGAAGAUUAUUGCAACUUGUACAUUAAUCCAACUUUGUUAAAAGGAUUGGUUGAACUUGUGAGGAAAAAACCGGUUGAUCCUAUAAUUUUUCUAGCAGAGUGGCUGCUUAUGAACAACCCAUUUCAACCCCAAGUGCCAUAUAAAUACGCAACAGCUCCCACAUAAAUAAAACAGCCCCAAAAUCGCAUUUAUUUUGCCUAAAAAUCGAAUUUUUGACACUUUUUCUAAAUUCACUGUAAAGCAGGCUUUAACGUCAAACUUGACUUUUCAAAAUCAGUAACAUUUCUUUGAAUCUAAAGGCCGUUUCACAUUUAAUG